UUAAUACAUGAAGCAAAAGUUUACAAGGUUUGCUUUGCAGUGACAGGUUUGAAAGUUUAUAUAACAAAAAAGUCACACUAGAUAAUGCGAUUUCGUAGCAGGUUUGAACAUCGGCUAAUGUCCAAGUAUGUUGUCAAAUUUGUAACUAGGUCGCCUAGCCUUCGGCGAAAAGUAGAGAAGAAGAAAACAUUUGAUGACGCACGUCUUCUUGGAAGGCCUGCUUUCAGACCUAUUCACGUGCCAUGCCCACAUAUUAUUCGUCAACCGACAGGUUGGUAAGUGUUCACAUGUAUCUGCAACCCGUCAUACUAGAUACUGGAAUUUCUCGGUUGGCCUGAUUGGCCUUUUUUGGCGUACCUUAUUACCUAGAUACAUCGACGUAUCGUGCAACUGAAUCGACAGUCAGUUAGAAGACGGUAUGUUUUAACGUUUUGUUUACCGUGUUUGAUAUAGACGAUAACAGUGAAAUUUGAUAGUUUCUAUUUAUAACAACCAAAGCCAGUAGUACCCAAGCUUUGCAUGUUUUUGGCACAUACUUUAAUGGCAGAAAAUAGACUCCAUCUAGAAAUAACAGAAGUAUUUGGCUCACGAUAGUCUGGUCCAGUGCUUUUGGCCAAAUUUCUCUUUUGAUACAAUGAAUACGAAUGUUAGAACUAUGAUAUAGAUGUAUAACGACCUUUAAAUGAGUACUAAAUUCCAGAUGGGAGUUUUAUUUUUCAAUAGAUUAUGUAGCAAUGAAUAAUGAAUUAACAAUCAACAACCUUUUGGCAGAUUUUCAAUUGUGGUAAAUUACUAGUACGCGAGGUGUGUUGGUAAAACGCACUAAACUCAUGCAGACCUUACCCAUACAUUUCCUUACGUGUUUUUUUAAUGUUUUUCGUUCGCUCACUUCUACAGCUUGACAGUGGUGACGUCACGAGAUGGUCAUGGCACGAGAGUUCAUAUUUCUCGCACUUUUCCUGACUUGUGUAACAACAUACAUGUCCAUCAGUUUUCCACGGGGAUGGAAAGACACGGAGAUCUCAGUAAAACCGGCAUUUGCUAAUCUCUAUGCCGCCAAAAGGUCAAAGUUCAAGAGCCUGAUGCAGACAGGAUACCUUCCCUCAACACAGAACAGUGUAAUGACGUCGGUUCCAACAAGCCUUCCUACCUGUGGCCGUCCUGUCACCAAUUUUGUAUUCAUCAAGGUUCAUAAGACAGCUUCUGGCUCCACGUUUAGGGUACUGGCGAGGUUCGGCCGGAACCACGGGAUGACCAUCUGCUAUCCCGCGCUCCGUAGGAAGGCUAGACACAUUCAGCUAUCAUACCCAAGUGGAAAACUGACAAAGGACGACUGUAGACCGUCCCCUGGAAGAAAAUACAGCCUCAUCAUACACCAUUCAGUCAUGAACAAGCCAGCCAUGGACCGAGUCAUGGAGCCCGGCACCAAGUAUAUCGGCAUCUUUCGGGAGCCUCUCAAUCAUUUCCGGUCAAUCUUCUUUUGGAAGAGUAGAGUUGCCCGGCGUAUUGAAAAUCCACUCGGAGCGUUUCUUAAUACAACUCACGACCGGAAGAAAACAUAUUCGAAACACAAAAAUUUUCAAGCGUACACCAUGGGGUUCCCGAAAAGGCUGAUGACCAGCAAAAAUGAAAGCCAAAUAUAUGAAGAAAUUAGGACCGUUGCGGGUUGGUACUCGGUGGUCCUGAUAACAGAGUACUGGGAGGAGUCCUUAGUUCUUCUGAGAAGGAAGUUUUGCUGGAGACUUUACGACAUUCUACACACAACACAAAAGCUGCAUGCUCUUCAUACUAAGAAAGAACACGUCUCUCUAACUACAGAACAGGAAGAAACUCACAGGAAAAUGAGCAAUAUCGAUUAUAUGAUGUACGACUACUUGAAUAAGACAUUUUGGCAACGUGUAACAAAUGAGGGACCGGAGUUUUGGGAAGAGGUCACAUAUUACAAGACCCUGAAUGGUGAGGUGAACAAACAUUGUAACUCAGUAGGUGGUAAAAGAGUCUUUCCUGCUGGUAAAUGGAGUCAGGAAUUUGUGAUUGAUUCGCCCUUCUGUAAAGAACUGAAAUGGAAGGAAGACCGAUGGGCGGACGCUUGUUGGGAUGUGGUUGAGAGACAAAACGAAGAGACGAAACAGAUCUUGAAGAAACUCAGCGGUGUUAAGUGAUGUAGAAACAUGCACAUACUGUAGGUACAGUGUUGUUAUUGGCGCACCUGUCUAGUUGUAUACAAACUGUUUAGUGUGCUUACGUAUAUUGCUCAAUUUGGUGAAAUUCUUAACAUUUGCUUACUUGCAAAUGACAGUUUUCAAGUAGCUAUUUUUAAAACAAUACAAACUGGAAAUGCAACAUACAGAAAAUGCAAGUUAUUUUACUUAUUUAUUAUCACAUGCAAAAAUUGACAGUUUCAAAAUAAAGUUUAAAAAAAAAGGUAAAGCCCCUGCAAGAAUUGACUCUUCUGGCAGAUCCUCCAGUUAGAAUAGACGAGUUCAAAAUCUUUUACUGAAAAAGGACUCCGGAUAUACUCGCCUCGAAAGGAUGAACCUAACAGGUCUCAUUUACCAUUUCCAGGGUAAAUGUGUUAAAUCUAAGUUUCACGUUGUUAGUUCCACCCGUUCCAGCAGUCAGUAAUACAGCAAAGCAACAUUUUCUUUGCAAAGUCAGUAGACCUGUCAUUUGUAAACACAAUAAACUAACAAUUAGUACAACCGUUUCUAAACAAUCACAACACAAACGUAAUGCAGGUCAACACUUUUCUAAAAUCCAACUUAAAAAAUAGGGUGC
Molecule: messenger RNA, 2778 nt
Organism: Branchiostoma floridae (Florida lancelet)
Lineage: Eukaryota; Metazoa; Chordata; Leptocardii; Amphioxiformes; Branchiostomatidae
Product: galactose-3-O-sulfotransferase 2-like
Exons: 5
Coding region: 921-2162 (413 amino acids)
Biological process (GO): glycolipid biosynthetic process
Cellular component (GO): membrane
Molecular function (GO): galactosylceramide sulfotransferase activity
Source: RefSeq, a predicted model, not a curated record